UCCGGAGCGCCCACCGCGCCACUGCUAGGAGGAAGAGCCUGCGGGAACUGGCGGCAGGACGCUCUCCUCUUGAGUGCAGGUGCCGACUCUGCUGUGACCAUGCCUGUGACCUUUGCCCUCCUGCUCCUCCUGGGCCAGGCCACUGCAGACCCAUGCUAUGAUCCACAGGGCCACCCCCGAUUCUGCCUCCCGCCAGUGACACAGCUGGCUGCCUCGGCAGCCUCUUGCCCUCAGGCCUGCACCCUGUCCCCAGGGAACCACCUUGGCCCUGGGGAAACCUGCAAUGGCAGCCUGACCUUGGCCCUGGGUGGCCCCUUCCUCCUGACAUCUGUCAGCCUGCGCUUCUGUACCCCAGGACCCCCGGCCCUCAUCCUGUCUGCCGCCUGGGCCGCAGGGGGUCCCUGGAGGCUGCUGUGGCACAGACCUGCCUGGCCUGGGGCCUUGGGAGGCCCUGAACGAGUGACCUUCCGCUCCACACCAGGCUCUAAGGCCACUGUGGCGGCCAGCCACCUCCGCGUGGAGUUCAGGGGCCAGGCCAGGCUGGCAGCGGCUGGGCUGAGAGGCCGCUGCCAGUGCCAUGGCCACGCCGCCCGCUGUGCUGCCCGUGCCCGGCCCCCUCGCUGCCGCUGCCGCCACCAUACCACCGGCCCGGGGUGCGAGAGCUGCCGCCCAUCCCAUCGAGACAGGCCCUGGCGGCCAGCCACGCCCCAGCACCCCCACCCUUGCCUGCCCUGCUCCUGCAACCAGCACGCCCGACGCUGCCGGUUCAACUCUGAGCUGUUCAGGCUGUCGGGUGGCCGGAGUGGGGGUGUCUGUGAGCGGUGCCGCCACCACACAGCCGGGCGGCACUGCCACUACUGCCAGCCAGGGUUCUGGAGGGACCCCGGCCAGCCUAUCUCCAGCCGCAAGGCCUGCAGGGCCUGCAAGUGCCACCCUAUUGGGGCAACAGGAGGAACCUGCAAUCAGACCAGUGGACAGUGCACCUGCAAGUUAGGCGUCACAGGCCUAACCUGCAACCGCUGUGGUCCUGGCUACCAGCAGAGCCGCUCCCCCAGGAUGCCCUGCCAGCGAAUCCCAGAGGCAACAACCACUCUUGCUACUACCCCUGGUGCUUACAGCUCUGACCCUCAGUGUCAAAACUACUGCAAUAUGUCGGACACCAGGGUACACAUGAGCCUUCGGAGGUACUGCCAGCAGGACUAUGUUCUCAGCGCGCAGAUACUAGCGUCCGAGGCGGUGGGCCUGGCGUGGCAGCGGCUGGCUGUGCACGUGCUGACCGUCUACAAGCAGCGGGCGUGGCCGGUGCGCCGCGGCGACCAGGACGCCUGGGUGCCCCGCGCCGACCUGGCCUGUGGCUGCCUACGCCUACAGCCAGGCACCGACUACCUGCUGCUGGGCAGCGCGGUGGGCGGCCCCGACCCCGCGCGCCUCAUCCUCGACCGCCACGGCCUGGCGCUGCCAUGGAGGCCGCGCUGGGCUCGGCCCCUGAGGCGGCUGCAGCAAGAGGAGCGUGCCGGAGGCUGCCGCGGCCUGCGGGCACCCACACCCAGACCCACCCACGACAGAGCACUAAACAUGGGCUGGGGCCGCCUCGAACGCCAACAAAAUAACUUGGGAGCGACGGGGAGCUGAGCCUCCUACCUCGAUGGUGCGCCGUAGAGAGCCAAUCAGACGUCGCAGAGUCCCGACGUCACUGUGCAUGCGCCACGCCGCGCAGGCGUGCAGAACUUUUAGCAAAUAGGCGGCGACCAAGAUUUCUGGUUCCAGCAGUCCCUCCUUUGGCCUGUGGCUAAUUCCCCGCCAGUGAUCCAUCUUCCCCAAUAAAGUCUCAAAUAUCAGGGAA
Molecule: messenger RNA, 1843 nt
Organism: Saimiri boliviensis boliviensis (Bolivian squirrel monkey)
Lineage: Eukaryota; Metazoa; Chordata; Mammalia; Primates; Cebidae
Gene: NTN5
Product: netrin 5
Biological process (GO): motor neuron axon guidance; tissue development; animal organ morphogenesis
Cellular component (GO): basement membrane
Molecular function (GO): protein binding
Source: RefSeq, a predicted model, not a curated record